AAAACAUCAAAGCUGCUAACAGAAGGUCAACGCAGCAUUUCCUUAUCGGAUUCGCCUAUUUUUAAAUCUAUCACCCUACAGUAUCAUACACCACUGCCUCCCACCAAUCAAAUCCCAGCGCUGAUCUCGGAACUGAAUUGCAGAAUCCAUCACUCCACUCCGCCUGGAACCUUCACUGAACCUUGUUUCAACCUCUGUAACCAGCUGCUCAUAACCAAUGGGUACACAAUGAAUCCUUUGUCGUGGUCAUGGAGAACGUUGCCUCCACUGUCCGUUGCACAGAACAAGCCGAGGUGCCACCUGACCGAUUUACCUGACGAACUCCUCGAUCAUAUCCUCCAGUUCCUGCGGCCCAAGGACGUUUGCGCCGCGCAAGCGACCUGCCAGCGACUCCAUGGCGUCGCAACCUCCAACCUCCUCUGGCAACGCUUCUGCGUCGAAGACUUUCGGUUCUGGAAGGAUGUCGAUCUGCUUCGGGAGAUGCUUGACCAGCCGCCGGCUGCGAACGAUUGGAAGGAGAUCUACACCUCGCGGAUGCUCUUGAACGCCGCGAUCUUGAAGCGCAUGGCGCUGCUGCAGAAUAAUCCGACGCACAAGCUGCAACAUUUGGAUUGGCUCCUGAUGCUCGAGUUCGAUGCGAAGGAUAUACUGCUGGAGCAACUACAUGCGGAUCCGGAGGUUGGAGAUGGGAUGGCGGUACGAUACUGGAGCAAGGUGGUGUUGUCGGCAAUUCACAAACAAAAGUCGGUGAAGAUAUGGGGCGACCUGCACAACGGACGGGAUAUCGAGCUCGAGAGUGCAUUGGCGGGACUGGAUCUAUGUGCGCUCGGGUCCCUAUCCAUGACCGCGGAGAUCGGUCCGGAGCUGGACGACCUGGCGGAACGCUUCCGCCAAUAUACACCGGAACAUGGACGCUUAUCAACAAGAGAAACUGCAGUUGCUCUGGCUGCGUUUCUCCGGGAUCAGGGGUUUCAGGGGGUCCCUGAGGCGGAUUACCACGAGCUCCGCAAUCGGUUCAUUGGGAUUGCGCUGCGACAUCCACACCAUCGGGCACUACCGCUCGUGAACGCUGCGAUAUACUGCGGAGUUGCGAGGCGGCUGGGGAUCACUGCCCAUCCGACGGAUUUCCCGCUUCACAUCAUGGUGAUUGUGCAGGCGUCAGAAAGCAAGACGCUGGACGGACGACCACUCACCGACGAAGCAACCGACGAUCAAAAGCGCAUGUUCAUGGACCCAUUCCGAGACAGCAGGGAGCACUCUGUGGAGGAGCUGCGCGGCCUCCUGUCCGCUAUGGAAGUGCACCCCGACUCCUGGCCCGACUUCAUGACGCCCGCGUCCACCAUCGACCUCGUCCUCCGCAACGCUCGCAACAUCCUCAACGGCCUCCACCGUCAUCGACACUACGACUUCCCGCAAAACAUCGAUCCCUGGGGCGCCACCGGCGAAGCCGAGCACCCGACCGACGAGGACCUACUUUACAGCUCUGUGUGGGCACAACUGAUGCUCUCCCAACAACCGCAGGACGUGCGGCGACUCGCCGACUUCUACGCGGUGCGGCUGCAGGACGAACGCAAGUACGACGUGCCACUCAUCGAGAAAUACCUGCUCACCGAGGACGGGCCGCACACGCAGUCGACGCUGACGUUGAGCACGGUCUGCACGCGAACGCGCCUGGACGACAUGCGUUCGGUGACGGUAAAGCGGAGGAACACGGCAGAGGUGGGCAGGGUGAAGUACCGGGUGGGGCAGAUGAUGAAGCAUGCGAGAUACGGGUAUACCGGGCUGGUCGUGGGAUGGGACUCCAAGUGCGAGCAGAGCGAGGAGUGGAUCCGAACGAUGAAUGUCGAUGCCCUUGGAGGGGGAAGAAGUCAGGCGUUUUAUCUAGUAAGGGCUUCAGAUGGCCACACCAAAUAUGUUGCGGAGGAGUCCAUCAAGGUGUACAUGGGCGAACCGUCGGACCGGACGAUGCGCGGUGCUGGGGAGUUCUUCCAGCGGUUCGACCAACAGACGCGGGAAUUCAUCAGCAAUAUUCGGGACGAGUAUCCUGACGAUUGAUGACAAAGGGUUUACCAUAGGUAUAGGUCAUGAUUGAAUGAAGUACAGGUAUUACCGUAAUUACCGUAUGCAGAGACAUGGUCAAGCGCAGCAGCACAUGUUCGAAUUGCCGCAACUAAAUGCAUGUGUAUUUGCAUCGACGUUCCCGGGCGCCUGACUACAAUGAACUUCCGUGUCGCCAACAAGAUUUCAUACUCCAUUCGCAGCAAUUAAAAUCAGUCUGGUGGUCUUCUGGGGCGUCUGGCCAUCGGGGCUGGAUCUGCGCAUAGUCGG
Molecule: messenger RNA, 2328 nt
Organism: Eremomyces bilateralis CBS 781.70
Lineage: Eukaryota; Fungi; Ascomycota; Dothideomycetes; Eremomycetales; Eremomycetaceae
Product: YccV-like-domain-containing protein
Exons: 2
Coding region: 229-2055 (608 amino acids)
Molecular function (GO): DNA binding; protein binding
Source: RefSeq, a predicted model, not a curated record